Limulus polyphemus (Atlantic horseshoe crab) is the source of this 1776-nucleotide messenger RNA. Its product is annotated as kelch-like protein 10. Lineage: Eukaryota; Metazoa; Arthropoda; Merostomata; Xiphosura; Limulidae. Bases 1 to 1776 code for a protein of 591 amino acids. Gene Ontology annotation, molecular function: protein binding. The record is from RefSeq and is a predicted model, not a curated record. The transcript is spliced from 6 exons.
AUGGAAACUGACCGAGAAAUAACUGAACCACUACAAAUUCUGGACGAAAUGCGAUCUACCGGUCAGUUGUGUGAUACUAUUCUCCGGACCCAUGAUUGUGGGAAGUUUUUGAUUCAUUCCGCUGUGUUGUCAGCCAGUAGUCCAUAUUUUAAGGUUCUUUUCACAAACACCUUGGGUACUCCUCAUAAGAAGGAUAUUCUCAUACCUGGGAUAACAGCGGAUUUGUUACAACUUAUUAUUAAGUACGCCUAUACACGAGUGACUUGGGUUACCGUGGGUAACGUCGACGUCCUUCUUCCCGCAGCUGAUCAGUUCAAUGUCAUCGGAAUGGUCAAAGAUUGUAGCCAGUUUUUAAUAGAUAACAUGGAUCUUGAAAACUGUAUUGGAAUUCGGCAGUUCGCCCAAGUAUACGGUGUUUUAGAUUUGGAAAAAAUAACAACCCAAUUUUUGAUGAAAGAAAUUGUACAAGUCUUAGAAACUUCCCAAGAGUUUCUAGAACUUCCUGCAGAAGAACUUGUAGACAUAUUUGCAGCUGAUGACUUAAAUAUUUGCCAUGAAGAAGACCUUUGGGAAGCCAUUGUAAAAUGGAUUGACAACGAUCCGGAGGACAGAAAACAUGAUUUGUUAAGACUAAUGCAAUGUGUCCGAUUUGGCCUUAUGGAUGUUACAUUCUUCAUCAAGAUGGUCAAAUAUCAUCCACAUGUCACAGAGCAAAGUAACUGCCGACCUCUGAUCAACGAGGCACUCACUAUCCUGUGGGAUCAACGACAAGAAAAACCCUUGAUAGACACGAAACUAAUUUCUCCACACCUGAUUCGUCCCAGGUUCCCCCAUGAGGCGCUGUUCAUCUUUGGUGGUUGGAAUCGUAGGAAUCUAAUCAGUUUGAUAGAAGCGUACGAUGUUAGAGCCGACAGGUGGAUUCAGCUGGACAUCAAUGACCCAGCAGGACCGCGAUCUUAUCAUAAAAUAGCCGUGUUAGGAACUGAUGUCUACGUCAUUGGUGGUUUCAACAGUGUUGACUAUCUGAACACCGUCUGGUGUUGGAAUAUAGUUAGCAGACAUUGGAGAGAAGUGGCCCCCAUGCAUAUGAAAAGAGCCUACGUUAGCGUUGCAUUGCUAAACGGUAUGAUCUACGCUGUAGGAGGACACAACGGUCGUCGGCGACAAGAUUCAGCCGAGAAAUACAAUGAAACAGCAAAUCAGUGGACAGUGAUUCAAAAAAUGAAUUAUCCAAGAAGCGACGCAAGUGCCACCGUUUGGAACAGUUAUAUUUUCAUCGCAGGUGGUUUUGAUGGCUUUGACUGUAUAUCUUCAGUGGAAUAUUAUGACUCCAUGAGUGAUCAAUGGACGUUGGUUCGUCCAAUGACCACUGGAAGAAAAGGAUGUUGCUGUGCCACGUACAAUAAUAUGGUGUAUGUCUUGGGGGGUUGUGAUGGGAGCUCCAGACUAACUACAGGGGAAAAGUUUGACCCAAUGUCUAACACUUGGUCAGAAGUACCGGAAAUGUACACUUCAAGAUCUAACUUUGGAAUGGAGGUUAUCGACGACAUGAUCUACGUCAUAGGUGGCUUCAACGGAUUGUCAACUAUUGUCAACGUAGAAUGCUUUGAUUGGAAGACAAACGAAUGGUACCAUGCCACGGAACUCCGUUUUGAUAGAUCAGGAAUGGCAACUUGUGUGAUUUCUGGUUUAGAACACAUCCGAGAAUACUUGUACAAAAACCGAGAAAAUCUUUUGGAAGAGAACCGACAAAAACUUGUGGGCGUGUCUCCUUAA